AUGGCGAGCACGAAGUCCGAAGCAACUCCGCGCGACCUUGACAAAGAGAAAGACAAGGGGGGCAUCGUUGGUUUAAAUGACAAAUUUGUGGAGCUGAUUGACAAGGUGCGUGGUCUACACGAUCAGAACAAAGUCCUAGGAACCCGACUGAACAUCCUGCUUGAACAGGAGCCCUACAAGGCCAAGAUUGAUGAAACUGUGGAGGAGCUGAAAAACAACCUGACGAGGCAAAUGGACCGGUUAGCCCUGGACCACGAGAAGCUACAGCAGGAGCUGGUGCGGGCUGAGGACGAGGUUGAGCGCUCCAGGGAGAAGUAUGAGAAGGAGGUUGAAAAGAAGACUGAGGUGGAGAAUGACUUUGUGAUCAACAAGAAGGUAUGUGAACUGUACCACACAUGUAAUUUGGUUACACACAUGAGAUUUUUCUCAAUUCCUCUCAUGCAAAUGUUCUGGGAAUCAAUUUUCAUUGUAACACUUCUUGGCCUACAGAUUGUGGAUGACGGCUACCUGCAGAAGGUUAAACUUGAACUGGAGCUGGAGGAGUUGCUUAGUGAGCUGGAGUUCCUAAAGAAGGGCUACGAGGAGGAAAUGAAAGAGCUGGAGUCCCUGGUGCAGAAUGCCACUGUUGUCUUGGAGAUGGAGAAGCCCCCAGAGCUGGACAUGAAAGACAUCCUGGACCAGGUGAAGGCCCAGUAUGAGGACAUGGCUGCCCAGGCCCGUGAGGAUACAGAGUACCGGAACAAACAGAAGGUGGAGGAUAUGAUGCAAGAGGCAGGUAAACGUGAACAGGGUGUCAAAGAUCAGAAGAACGAGAUAGCCGAGCUUAUCCGACAGAUUCAGAGGCUGAAAACAGAGCUGGAGAUCCUCACUAAACAGAAACUGAAUAUGGUGAAUGAUAUUUCUGACUGUGAGGAGAGGGGGGAAAUGGCCAGCCAGGAGGCCCAGGAGAAGAUUGCUCAGCUGGAGGCGGCACUGAAGAAAGCCAAGGAGCAAAUGGCCUGUCAGUUCCGUGAGUACCAUCAGGUGCUCAAUGUCAAACUGGCCUUGGACAUCGAGAUUGCGACGUACAAGAAGCUUCUGGAAGGGGAGGAGAUGAGGUAA
Messenger RNA from Clupea harengus (Atlantic herring), 1101 nucleotides. Its product is annotated as keratin, type II cytoskeletal 8-like. The record is from RefSeq and is a predicted model, not a curated record. Bases 1 to 1101 code for a protein of 366 amino acids. Lineage: Eukaryota; Metazoa; Chordata; Actinopteri; Clupeiformes; Clupeidae. The transcript has 7 exons. Gene Ontology annotation, cellular component: keratin filament.